AUGGAUGACACGGCCGCCGCGGGAGAUAAGGCGCUCGCUCCUGCGCGAGUCCCCCCGGGCCGCGCGGGCGCCGCGGUAGCCGGCGGAGGCCUCCCCUCGCAGCUGCGCAGGCCGCGGGACCCUGGCGUGCGCGCGGGCGGACCCCGAACUGGGCCCCCCGGGGAGGGGGGCUGGAGCGCCACGGGGGUCCCGGCCGAGGCCGCAAGGGCAGCUCCGGACCCAGACGCCCUCUGGGACUGGGCAGGCGAGGGGGGAGCUCCCCCACCCCGCGCCUCUGCCCGGCCCUCCAGCCCUCCCCACCCCUCGGCCAAGCGUUUGCAGAUGGAGCCCUGGGUGGACACCGCCAGGCCCAUCUUCAGCAAGGCCCCGCAGACAGGGAGCGCGCCAAAGACACCCCUUCCCCAAGUCCGGCUCCCAGAGGAGCCACGGCGGGGCGGGGGGCGGAGGGGCCGCUGCGACGCCCGCACCCCCCCCCCCACGGUCCGGACACCGCUGGUGCGGCGACCCCGGAGCCAGCGGCUGCGCAUCCCCAGCCCCUCGCCACCGCAGCGGGUCCCCCUGCCCGCCCUCCUGAGCCGGGUCCCCGCCGCGGCCGCCGCCGGGCACCCCAGGCCCCGCCCCCAGCCCGAGGCGCCUACGCGCACCCGCGUCUGCAGGGCGCCCCCUGGCGGCCACUGCCGGGCCCUGCGCGCGCCCACGCCGCGGCCGAGACCCGAUCCCCUCACCGGCGCGAAGGUGAGGUCGGUGCGCACUCCCGACGCGCGCGUCUCCGUGCCCCGGCGUCCGGGGCAGGGCGCCCAGGACAGUGCUGGUGCGCGCUCCCGCGCCGCACCUGAGCCGCCGGUCCAGGGCGCGCCCCCUGUGCCUCAACUGGACUUCAGGGCGCGCUCCCGAGCCACACCUGCCCUGCGGGUACAGGGCGCGCUCCCCGCGCCGCACCUGCGCUGCGGGUACAGGGCGCGCUCCCGAGCCCCUCACCCGCCGGUCCCAGUCGCGCUGCAGUCCUGCGGCCCCCAGGUCAAGCCCCAACUCUCCAUCACGACUCAGGUUAGCUGCGGGAGCAGUGAACAGCCUCCUAUUCCCAGAGUGCCCCUCACCAACUGGGGGCCCCUGGGGGACAGGCUCAGCCUACAGCCCACGGGGGACCCCAACCUCAGCCUCCAACCUACGGGGGACCCCGACUUCAGCCUCCAGCCCACAGGGGGACCCCGACCUCAGCCUCCAGCACAGCCCAUGGGGGACCCCAACUUCAGCCUCCAGCCCACAGGGGGACCCCAACCUCAGCCUCCAGCACAGCCCACGGGGGACCCCAACCUCAGCCUCCAGCACAGCCCACGGGGGACCCCCAACCUCAGCCUCCAACCUACGGGGGACCCCGACCUCAGCCUCCAGCCCACAGGGGGACCCCAACCUCAGCCUCCAGCACAGCCCAUGGGGGACCCCGACUUCAGCCUCCAGCCCACAGGGGGACCCCAACCUCAGCCUCCAGCACAGCCCACGGGGGACCCCAACCUCAGCCUCCAGCACAGCCCACGGGGGACCCCAACCUCAGCCUCCAACCUACGGGGGACCCCGACCUCAGCCUCCAGCACAGCCCACGGGGGACCCCGACCUCAGCCUCCAGCACAGCCCACGGGGGACCCCGACCUCAGCCUCCAGCACAGCCCACGGGGGACCCCCAACCUCAGCCUCCAACCUACGGGGGACCCCGACCGCAGCCUCCAGCCCACAGGGGGACCCCAACCUCAGCCUCCAGCACAUCCCACGGGGGACCCCAACCUCAGCCUCCAGCACAUCCCACGGGGGACCCCAACCUCAGCCUCCAGCACAGCCCACGGGGGACCCCAACCUCAGCCUCCAGCCCACAGGGGGACCCCAACCUCAGCCUCCAGCACAGCCCACAGGGGGACCCCGACCUCAGCCUCCAGCCCACAGGGGGACCCCAACCUCAGCCUCCAGCACAGCCCACGGGGGACCCCAACCUCAGCCUCCAGCACAGCCCACAGGGGGACCCCCGACCUCAGCCUCCAGCCCACAGGGGGACCCCAACCUCAGCCUCCAACCUACGGGGGACCCCGACCUCAGCCUCCAGCACAGCCCACGGGGGACCCCGACCUCAGCCUCCAGCACAGCCCACGGGGGACCCCGACCUCAGCCUCCAGCACAGCCCACGGGGGACCCCCAACCUCAGCCUCCAACCUACGGGGGACCCCGACCGCAGCCUCCAGCCCACAGGGGGACCCCAACCUCAGCCUCCAGCACAGCCCACGGGGGACCCCAACCUCAGCCUCCAGCACAGCCCACGGGGGACCCCAACCUCAGCCUCCAGCACAGCCCACGGGGGACCCCAACCUCAGCCUCCAGCACAGCCCACAGGGGGACCCCCGACCUCAGCCUCCAGCCCACAGGGGGACCCCAACCUCAGCCUCCAACCUACGGGGGCCCCGACCUCAGCCUCCAGCCCACAGGGGGACCCCAACCUCAGCCUCCAGCCCACAGGGGGACCCCAACCUCAGCCUCCAGCCCACAGGGGGACCCCAACCUCAGCCUCCAGUACAGCCCACGGGGGACCCCAACCUCAGCCUCCAGCACAGCCCACGGGGGACCCCAACCUCAGCCUCCAGCACAGCCCACGGGGGACCCCAACCUCAGCCUCCAGCACAGCCCACGGGGGACCCCAACCUCAGCCUCCAGCACAGCCCACGGGGGACCCCAACCUCAGCCUCCAACCUACGGGGGACCCCGACCUCAGCCUCCAGCACAGCCCACGGGGGACCCCAACCUCAGCCUCCAGCACAGCCCACGGGGGACCCCGACCUCAGCCUCCAGCACAGCCCACGGGGGACCCCCAACCUCAGCCUCCAACCUACGGGGGACCCCGACCUCAGCCUCCAGCCCACAGGGGGACCCCAACCUCAGCCUCCAGCACAUCCCACGGGGGACCCCAACCUCAGCCUCCAGCACAGCCCACGGGGGACCCCAACCUCAGCCUCCAGCACAGCCCACGGGGGACCCCAACCUCAGCCUCCAGCACAGCCCACAGGGGGACCCCCGACCUCAGCCUCCAGCCCACAGGGGGACCCCAACCUCAGCCUCCAACCUACGGGGGCCCCGACCUCAGCCUCCAGCCCACAGGGGGACCCCAACCUCAGCCUCCAGCCCACAGGGGGACCCCAACCUCAGCCUCCAGCCCACAGGGGGACCCCAACCUCAGCCUCCAGUACAGCCCACGGGGGACCCCAACCUCAGCCUCCACCUUCCCAGCGCGUGCUCAGGGAGCCGGACCGGAAGCAGAGCCGCCGGGACUGA
This is a messenger RNA of Lepus europaeus (European hare), 3309 nucleotides long. Its product is annotated as basic proline-rich protein-like. The record is from RefSeq and is a predicted model, not a curated record. The transcript has 8 exons. The coding region runs from base 1 to 3309 and encodes 1102 amino acids. Lineage: Eukaryota; Metazoa; Chordata; Mammalia; Lagomorpha; Leporidae.